AUGUUGUUCAGCCGCGUGAUACCCGUAGCCAUUGCGUUGCUGCCAGCUCUUACUGUCGCCGCGGGAGUGCUUGACCUCGAGCCCACCAACUUCGACGACGUUGUACUCAAGUCUGGAAAACCCACUCUUGUAGAGUUCUUCGCCCCUUGGUGCGGUCACUGCAAGAACCUUGCCCCCAUCUAUGAAGAACUUGCUGGUGCCUUCCAGCACGCCUCCGACAAAGUCAGCGUAGCGAAGGUCGAUGCGGAUGCCCAUACGGACCUGGGCAAGCGUUUCGGCGUCACAGGAUUCCCCACACUCAAGUGGUUCGACGGGAAAAGCGACAAGCCUGCCGACUACGAUGGAGGACGCGAUCUAGACAGCUUAGCCAAGUUCAUCACAGAGAAGUCGGGGGUCAAGCCCAAGAUCAAGGCCAAGCUGCCCAGCGCGGUUACAUAUUUGGAUAAUCAGAGCUUCAAGGAGAGGGUUGGAAAGGAUCAAGAUGUGCUAGUCGCAUUCACUGCUCCAUGGUGCGGACAUUGCAAGUCGCUCGCCCCCAUCUGGGAGACGCUCGCCAAAGACUUCAUCAACGAGCCCAACGUGCUGAUCGCCAAGGUCGAUGCUGAGGCUGAGAAUUCCAAGGCACUCGCUGCAGAACAGGGCGUUCAAGGCUACCCCACCAUCAAGUACUUCAAGAAGGGAUCCACCGAGGCUCUACCCUAUGAGGGUGGGCGCAGCGAGGCCGACUUCAUCAACUUCCUCAACACGAACUCAGGCACCCACCGCGCGGUCGGUGGCGGACUUGAUGCCACUGGUGGCACCAUCGAGGCCUUCAACUCUGUCAUCGAGAAGUUUCAGGGCGCAUACGGCGAUGGAGCGGAGGAGGCGAAGAAGAUUGCUGCUGGUCUCCAGGACAAGUACGCUCAGUACUACGUCAAGGUGUUUGAAAAGAUUGGGGCAAACAAGGACUAUGCUGCUAAGGAGCUCAAACGCUUGCAGGGCAUUCUUGCCAAGGGCACUUUAGCCCCUGAGAAGGUCGAUGAUGUUACCAGCAGGAGUAACAUUCUGAGGAAGUUUUUGGGCAUGGAAGAGAAGUCUGAGUUGUAA
Molecule: messenger RNA, 1086 nt
Organism: Plenodomus lingam JN3
Lineage: Eukaryota; Fungi; Ascomycota; Dothideomycetes; Pleosporales; Leptosphaeriaceae
Biological process (GO): protein folding
Cellular component (GO): endoplasmic reticulum
Molecular function (GO): protein disulfide isomerase activity
Source: RefSeq, a predicted model, not a curated record